GUGGUAUUGGCCAAAGAGCUCAGAUUAUUAUUUAUCCCAACGAGAUAACAGCUCGCCAAAAGAGUUUUAGCUGGAAAAGCUUUGACGGCCAUUAGCUUCUGGUAAGAAGUAUGAAGACUUCAGCUAAGCUACUGCUACUCAGCCUGCUAUAUGUUGCUACGGCAUCUACCGAUGAUGCUGCAUAUCCACUCGGAUAUGGUGAUGAAUCGCCGGGUCUUUGUCUCGGAUCCAGCAAUCCACUGAGGAAGGAAGUGUCUGAAGGUGGAGAGAUAAUCGAUAUCACUCAUCGCUUCACUCCAAACACGCCCUCCGGAAACUCCGAUGACGGCAUCGGACAGUAUCUCAGCUUGCUGAUGAGCAUGAAGAACGGUUCUGAUUACAACCUGUCGGAGUUGAGGUUGUGUGUUCAUGCCGGUACUCAUGUUGAUGCUCCUGGGCAUAUGUAUGAUAAUUACUUCGAUCAAGGGUUCGAUGUUGACACUCUUGACCUUAGAGUCCUCAAUGGCCCUGCAUUGGUGGUGGAUGUUCCCAGGGACAAGAACAUAACUGCUGAAGUGAUGAGGGGGCUAAAUAUACCCAAGGGGGUGAAGAGAGUGCUAUUUAGAACACUGAACACAGACAGGCAUCUGAUGUUGAAGAAGGGGUUUGACACCAGCUAUGUGGGAUUUAUGAAGGAUGGUGCUCAGUGGCUUGUGGACAACACUGAUAUUAAACUUGUUGGAAUAGAUUACUUAUCUGUUGCUGCAUUUGAUGAAAUCAUCACUGCGCAUCUAGUAUUUCUUAAGAGCAGGGAAAUUGUACUAGUGGAAGGUCUGAAUUUGGAAGGAGUUAAGGUUGGGAUAUAUACGGUUCAUUGCUUACCCUUGAGGUUGGUGGGUGCUGAAGGAUCUCCCAUCAGAUGCAUCCUCAUCAACUAAAUAUAUAUGGUUCAUUGGCCUUAUACAUGUCUUUAACUCUAUAUAUUACUACAUAGCAAAUAACAAUGUGUUUCUGGUUAGAGGAUUUGUAUUGAAGUCUUACUAUAGUGAUUACGGGCGAAUGGGGCCAUGUCCUUAUACUUGAGCGAUGCCACUCAUUCAAUGGCCAGCAGCCUCUACUUCUCGGGUCGGCCCUAAUAAAAGGAAGUGUUUGAAAUAUGAUGAAACUUGUUGUUAAGUAAUGCUUCUCUAACCAUUUUUCCUGAAAUGGCCAUUCGUGUACCCGAAUAAAUGUCAUACUAUAUCCUUGUGAACAUACUACGUAUAUAAUUGCAACAUGGCUUAUAUUACGGAGUAUUUCGAAGUUUCUUCUGUCCCA
This is a messenger RNA of Cuscuta epithymum, 1296 nucleotides long. NCBI's taxonomy places the organism in Eukaryota, Viridiplantae, Streptophyta, Magnoliopsida, Solanales, Convolvulaceae. The record is from the annotation of a GenBank genome assembly.